Letharia columbiana is the source of this 210-nucleotide messenger RNA. RefSeq lists its product as uncharacterized. Lineage: Eukaryota; Fungi; Ascomycota; Lecanoromycetes; Lecanorales; Parmeliaceae. The record is from RefSeq and is a predicted model, not a curated record. Bases 1 to 210 code for a protein of 69 amino acids. The transcript is spliced from 2 exons.
AUGGCGAAAUGUGUCGUCAGGAGACUCGACGAUAACACGCUACCGAUAGCAGCUUCUAGCCACGAGCAAGGUCUCGCGUUAGCGGUACGGCACAAUCAGGAGAAUUGGUUCUCUAAGAGCAGAUCCGAGGACGUCGGCACGGGAGGCAAAGCUGGUGCAGAAAAUAUACCGGACAGCAAGAUGGUUGAGAAAGAUGGGACGAAAGGAUAA